Molecule: messenger RNA, 3402 nt
Organism: Odobenus rosmarus divergens (Pacific walrus)
Lineage: Eukaryota; Metazoa; Chordata; Mammalia; Carnivora; Odobenidae
Gene: ACAD10
Product: acyl-CoA dehydrogenase family, member 10
Molecular function (GO): oxidoreductase activity, acting on the CH-CH group of donors; flavin adenine dinucleotide binding
Source: RefSeq, a predicted model, not a curated record
GGACGGGAUCUUGAAGAGGUCGGGGAGGAGAAAGUUUACCGAGGUUGUAGGCGCUGGGUACCCUCUUAGGCGGAUCGUGUUGGCCUCAACAUGUGCAUAAGGCAGCUUUUCCAGUCCUCACAUCUCCAGUGGGCUUGGAGGGUAGCCUUCCUGAAACACAUCCAGGGCAGGCACCAGCGAGCCAGGCGAUGGGCACAUUCUGGAGGCGGCACCUACAGAGCGGUGAUUUUUGACAUGGGUGGAGUUCUCAUUCCUUCUCCAGGGAGAGUGGCCGCAGAAUGGGAGCUACAAAAUCAUAUCCCUCCUGGAACUAUACGGAAGGCCUGGUUCUUAGGUGGCGAAAGUGGGCCCUGGAUGAAACUUAUGAGGGGAGAGAUAACAACAGAGGAUUUCUUGCAAGAAUUUGGGAGACUUUGCUCUGCCAUUGCGAAGACCUCUGUACCUGUGGCCUCCUUUUUCUCUCUGCUGACCAGUGAGCAAGUGGCACAGCAGUUCCCAGUGAUGACUGAGGCCAUAACUCAAAUUCGGGCAAAAGGCUUUCGGACUGCAGUCUUGAGCAAUAAUUUUUAUCUCGCCAACGGGAAAAGCUUUUUGCCCCUGGACCGGAAACAGUUUGAUGUGGUUGUGGAAUCCUGCCGAGAAGGUCUCUGUAAGCCAGACCCCAGGAUCUACAAGCUGUGCUUGGAGCGGCUCGGCCUGCAGCCUUCUGAGUCCAUCUUUCUGGACGAUCUUGAACUGAAUAUAAAAGCAGCCACCAGCCUUGGCAUUCACACCAUUCAGGUUGAUGACCCAGAGACUGCCGUAAAGGAAUUAGAAACCCUUUUGGGCUUUACGUUGAGAAUGGUUAUUCCAAACACUGGCCCUGUGAGAAAGACAGUGGAGAUUCCACGAGAUUCCUUGGAGAAGUACCUCAAAGACUUACUGGGGACCCAAAGCACAGGCCCAUUGGAACUCCUUCAGUUUGAUCAUGGGCAGUCCAAUCCAACCUACUACAUCAGGCUCGGUAACCACCAGCUGGUUCUGAGGAGGAAACCCCCGGGGACACUUGUUCCAUCCACCCAUGCAGUGGAGAGGGAAUUCAGGAUAAUGAAAGCCCUUGCCAAUGCUGGAGUGCCUGUCCCCAAAGUUCUUGGCCUCUGUGAAGAUUCAGGGGUCAUUGGCACUCCAUUCUAUGUGAUGGAAUACUGCCCAGGCCUCAUCUACAGAGACCCUUCUCUGCCAGGCUUGGAGCCCAGCCAGAGGCGGGCCAUAUACACUGCCAUGAACAGAGUCUUGUGCAAAAUUCACAGUGUGGACCUCAAGGCUGCAGGCCUAGAAGACUAUGGGAAACAUGGGGACUAUAUUCCACGGCAGGUGCAAACCUGGAUUCAGCAGUAUCGAGCCUCAGAAACCAGCACCAUCCCCGCGAUGGAGAGGCUCAUCCAAUGGCUGCCCCACCAUCUUCCCAGGCGACAGAACACGACAGUGGUGCAUGGGGACUUCAGGUUGGACAACCUGCUGUUCCAUCCAGAGAAGGCUGAGGUGCUUGCUGUCCUUGACUGGGAGCUCUCUACCUUAGGCGACCCCCUUGCAGACGUGGCCUUCAGCUGCCUGGCUCACUACCUGCCAUCCAGUUUUCCCGGUUUGCGUGACUGUGAUUUCACUCAGCUGGGCAUCCCUACCGCAGAGGAGUAUUUCAUGAUGUACUGCCAUCACUCGGAGAUCCCUCCCGCUGAGAACUGGAACUUUUACAUGGCUUUCUCCUUUUUCCGCAUGGCUGCAACCCUGCAAACAGUCUACAAGCGCUCGCUCCCAGGGCAAGCAAGCUUGGCAGCCGCCGAACAAAAUGAAAAGCUGACUGAAUAUAUGUCUAACCUGGCCUGGGAUUUUGCAGUCAAAGAAGGGUUCCGGGUUUUCAAAGAGAUGCCAGCCACAAAACCACUAGUGAGGUCCUACCACACUCAGUGGUCACAGCUCCUGCUGAGCACCCCCGGCACGAGCAGUUACAUCGUCUUCACAGACUCUUCCCCAGCUUAGGCCUCAAAGGGAGCUUUGGUUAUCCGUCCAGAGGGCCUUUCCCCACCACUCCGGGGGCUAGCUACUGAGCUUAAUACAAAUGGUGAGACCAGUGCAUGUACUGAUACUGGAAAUACAUCAUUAGACCAGGCCCAAUAUCGGUGUAAAAGUCAGGCUAGCCGGCCCCCUCCCCAUGAAGAAACUGAUCAAAUAUCUUGCCCGGCAGGUAUGGCAGGAAUGGCGCUAAACUGCAAAGCCAAGGCUGAAAGACUUUGGAAGCUUUUCCUACCCUUGGAGACGGAUUCUGAAAAAAAAUACGGAGCAGGACUGACCAACACUGAGUGUGCACAUUUGUGUGAACUCCCGGGCAUGUCUAUAUGCUCCCGAAUCUUUAAUUGUUCUGCUCCAGAUUUGGGGAACAUGAAGCUUCUGGUGCAAUAAGCCCAGGAGCAAAAGGCCCACUGGCUGAUUCUGUUGCCAGAGGGAGAGGCCAGCUCCCAUUCUGCUAGGACCCAGCCUCAGGUCGCCUCAUCAGUUGCCACCAACCUGAGUCUUCCAUCUGAGAGAAGAGCUUCUACAUCACAGUCACCAGGGGUGGAUCUCAGAGAGCUCAUGGCUCUGGCAGCAGAUGAGAGGGCCUGUCUCUCUCCUUUCCUCUCCAUCCCGGAUCCUCGCUGCCAGCUUGGUGUGUUUAGGGGAAAAACAGACCCACAGGCCCCAAGCCAGUGGCAGCACAUGCUCUUGGUUCCCAUGGAUACUCCAGGGAUGAAAAUCACCCAGGCUGUGGCAGCGGAUGGGCUGGAGGAUGCUCCGGGUUACCCUGGUGAAGUCCUGUCGGAGCAGAUAGGGGUGCUCGAGGAGAACAUGGUCUGGGUUCCCGGCCGAGGCUUCAAGAUCGCCCAGGGCAGACUGGAUCCCAGCAGGAUCCACCAAUGCAUAUGGCUGACUGGAUCGUCAGGGAGGGCUGCAGCUUUAGAUAUUGCCAUGGUGAGAAUGGUGGCCCCGUCCAUGGUCUCCCAGGCGACCGAUGGCGUUAUUCAGACCUUCAGAGCAGCAGGGCUGAGCAGCAACUACCUCAUGGCUCGGUUCUUUGCCUGGGCCCCUGCCUGCACUUUGCCGGGCAGCUGUGGCCGAGAUGGAGCUGGAGUACGGCAGGCGCUGGAAUGUCCCCGCUGGGCCUGCAGGGCCCCAAAUGGAACUCGUGGGCAUGGCAUCCGCAAGCUGUCCAUGCUCCCCUCAGCCCUGAUUUCAGAUACUAUCAGAUACUUCCAGAAUAAUCCUAUAGAGGCCGAAAGAAAGACUGAAUCCCAGACACCUUGCCUGGCUGGGGGCCCCUCAAGACAACAGCCCGAAAUGAUCUCAAAGAACAUUCUCCACCACAUACCCCCAUCUCAGAGUUUCCACUGA